GGUCUACUCUCUCUGACAGUCACACAAAACACAGAUCCUUGCACAAGCAAAAAGCCGGAAAAGAAACAAAGAAAAACCCAAAACCAGAUUAUUAGUACACAUUUCUCUUUAUUUUUAUUUUUAUUUUUUCUAAUCUCUCAAACUUCCGAGGGUUUGAUUUGGUGAAACAGACAAAGCUUUCCUUACUGUCUCAUUUCUCUUAUCUUCUUUGUUUCAUUUUAUCUCUCAUUUUCUUUUUUUCUCUGUUCUUUGAAUAGGAUAGACCCGUGAAAAAAGGGUCUUUGAAAGAUUUUGCUUGGUUGGUAGCAUAGUGAAAUGAGUGAUCUUCAUUCUUUGCCGGAAAAUGAAGGGAAGUGAAAGAAAAUAUAUGGGAGAGUAAACAAACAAGUUUCAGUUAAAACCCAAGUCAUUCUAUUUCUUUGUUGUUCUUCGGCAUUUUCUUGUUCUGGGUUGCAAGGUGCAACCUUUAAGCAAAAAUGAGGAAAAAUGGGUGGCAACUUCCUUACCACCCUCUUCAGGUGGUCGCUGUUGCUGUAUUUCUGGCUUUGGGGUUUGCUUUCUAUGUUUUCUUUGCUCCUUUUGUUGGGAAGAGGAUUUUUCAGCUUAUUAUAAUGGGAAUCUAUACUCCUCUUAUUACUUGUGUCUUCGGCCUAUAUAUUUGGUGUGCAGCUGCUGAUCCUGCCGAUCCAGGAGUUUUUAAGUCCAAAAAAUAUCUCAAAAUUCCAGAAAGUGUAAAGUCUGCCCGACUAAAGGAUUCUAAACUGGGUGGUGAAUCUACUUCUUCUAUAAAUGAUGCAAAUGCUGCUACAGUUGGCGGAAAACCUCUGGAAAAGGAUGAGACAUGUGCAGAUGCAACUUCUAAAGACCACAAUUCGGAAAUUGAGAAGAUAAAUGAAUCGUCAGAUCAUUCAUCUUGUCUCUUAUAUGCUCUCACACCUUGUGCUUUUAUCUGCAACUGCUCUGGUUCAAGUGGUGAAUCUUCUGAGCAGCAAAUUAGCGAAGAUGGCAUGUUUUAUUGCAGCUUGUGUGAAGUUGAGGUAUUCAAGUACAGCAAGCACUGUAGAGUUUGUGAUAAAUGUGUAGACCGUUUUGAUCAUCACUGCAGGUGGCUUAACAAUUGUAUAGGCAAAAGAAAUUAUCGACAGUUUUUCACCCUAAUGGUUUCUUCUCUUCUCUUGCUUAUUCUACAAUGGUCGACUGGAAUACUGGUACUAAUCUGCUGUUUUCUUGAGCGGAAGCAUUUCUCUGUGGAUAUCUCCACUAAGUUAGGAAGCAGUUUUUCUUUAGCUCCCUUUGUUAUUGUGGUGGUAGUCUGCACGAUUUUGGCAAUGAUUGCUACGUUACCGCUUGCUCAACUAUUCUUCUUUCACAUCCUAUUGAUAAAAAAGGGGAUUAGCACCUAUGAUUAUAUAAUAGCUCUAAGGGAGCAGGAACAAGAGCAACAAGGAGUUGGAGGGCAGCAGAGUCCCCAGAUGUCAAUUGCUAGCUCCCUUACUGGAUUGAGCAGUGCAAGCUCCUUCUCUACAUUCCACCGUGGUGCAUGGUGUACACCCCCUCGCAUGUUUCUUGAAGAUCAGUUUGAUGUUGUACCUCCAGAGACUGCAUCUGUAAGUUCAUUAGGGAAAAAGAUGGUGGGAGAAGAACCAAUUAAGAAAAAGAACCCAGCGGUGAAGAUUAGUCCAUGGACAUUGGCACGGCUAAAUGCAGAGGAGGUUUCGAAGGCCGCCGCAGAGGCAAGAAAGAAGUCCAAAAUCCUGCAACCUGUGGUGAGGCGUGAAGCCCAUUUUGGGCUAGAAACAAGCAGCAGCUUCGGAAGCAGUAGCCGUCGAAUGGUCCCAAGGCCAGACAACAGAAGGAGAGCCAGUAAGCGGGUGCGCCUCCCAGCUGACCUACCCAUGGAGCCCCUAUCGGUGGUUUCAAGCCUUUCAGCUAAAGCUGUUGAAAAUGGUUUCACUGAGGCUUCAACUAAUUUAGCUCCUCUACAGCUUGAAGCAAGGAGUGCUUUCCAAACAAGCCGAGCAAUGUCAAGCUCAGCUGGUAUUGUUGCUUCUUCUCCUGAGAGUAGUUUAGACUCUCCAGAUAUUCAUCCAUUCCGGGUCUCCUCGUCAGGAGCUGAAGAGUCAAGGCGGCUGACAGGUCUAUCUGCUGGUGUUAUGUCUGCACAGAAGGGAUUUCCUCUAUCUAGGUCUACUAGUGAUGGGUAUGAAGCAUCUGGCGGGGAAGAUAGUGACCGUGUUCCUUCCAGAAUUGUCCAAAGAUCAACGAACUGGAGUAAUCUUCUCUUUAGCACUGAGCAUGAUGAGAGGGUUGAUGAUAGCAUUGUAAAAUUGAAAGCACCAUCUUCAUCUAGUCACGGUAUCAACAGAAAGCUUUGACCCUGGAACUAUUAAUGAAGAUUGGUUCAUUUUAGUUACAUGAAGUUGUAAAAUUCAACAUUCUUUCAUUUGUGGGCUAAAGUACGUCAAUGACCCAAUUAAUCAUCCGCGGCAUUGCCCAACUGAAUUAAUUAGAAGUAUUGGAGAUCGGUUAUAUCAAGCUGAAGACAUGACCAAGGCUGUAAAGAAAAGCACCGAGAUACACACUUUGUUUCCUCCCCGUUCUUGGCUUUUGCUUUUGGGACUGACAAAGAAGGCAACUAUACUGCUCUGUUGCUUGCUUAUAAUACUCGAUUGUACUCCCAUUGUGGGUUGUUAAGAAAUGGAUUCUUCAUAUUGUUGGAUAGCUUCUCAAUGAACUUCUAAGCAUUCCUCUCGAAUUUCUGAAAAAAAAAAAAAAAAAAAAAAACCU
Pistacia vera is the source of this 2787-nucleotide messenger RNA. Its product is annotated as probable protein S-acyltransferase 22. Gene Ontology annotation, biological process: protein targeting to membrane; peptidyl-L-cysteine S-palmitoylation. The coding region runs from base 477 to 2375 and encodes 632 amino acids. Lineage: Eukaryota; Viridiplantae; Streptophyta; Magnoliopsida; Sapindales; Anacardiaceae. The record is from RefSeq and is a predicted model, not a curated record. Gene Ontology annotation, molecular function: protein-cysteine S-palmitoyltransferase activity. The transcript is spliced from 9 exons. Gene Ontology annotation, cellular component: Golgi apparatus; endoplasmic reticulum.